Molecule: messenger RNA, 1618 nt
Organism: Zophobas morio
Lineage: Eukaryota; Metazoa; Arthropoda; Insecta; Coleoptera; Tenebrionidae
Product: probable methyltransferase-like protein 25
Exons: 4
Coding region: 14-1345 (443 amino acids)
Source: RefSeq, a predicted model, not a curated record
GUUUUUUACAGAAAUGGCGGUGCCGGGGCGUUAUGAUACGGUGGAGAAGUAUCUUGAGGAGGUUUUCGAUUUUUUGAAAACGUAUCAGUGGGUCUUCAGCUCUCCUAAUACGUAUGUACUUGUGAAUAAAGUGUUUGACCAGUUUCCGAGUGAGUGGUUGCCGUUUUUAAGUGAUCUUUCCAACGACGAAUUGAACGAGUUAUCAGUGGGCGUGGUUUCGGUGCACGCACCGCCUUCACUGCAAUCAUUUUUCCAGAAAAUAAACAAGCUUAGGUUUACACUUCCCAAAAAAAUAAGCUGCGAGGAUUUUAAAUUCCCAAAUAACUCUGGCUUAAGUAACAAGAAACAACAUGAAAUUCAGUCACUAGCUCCUCUGAUACACGAAACGUGUGGACGCAGUGACUGUGAUUUUAUUGUAGAUGUGGGUACGGGUUUAGUAAGAGGGUACCUUCCACGUCUUCUCUACGAUAAAUACAAAUAUCGUGUCCUAGGUAUUGAAGGUUGCCCCCAAAAAUUCAACCUAGCAAAAACUAAACAAAAAAAAUACAGCGAUUCUGACGCCGCUAUAAACUAUGUAGAACACUUCGUUACUAAUGAGUCGGAACAUCACAUACGACAAAUAACAAAAGCCUUUCCUAUGAAACAUGCUUGUAUAACUGGACUUCACGCCUGUGCUGAUUUGAGUGUGAUAAUUUUAGAACUGUUUACCAAACUGGAAUUUUGCAAGUCGUUGGUUAUCAUGCCGUGCUGUUAUCACAGGCUGAAACAAACCGAGGAUGGCUUUGAGAAUUUCCCAGUCAGUAAUUUACUUAAAGAACUGACCACUAAAUCCGGCGUUUUGCGUUUUUUGAAAACUCCUUUUUUGAGGCUCGCGUGUCAAGGAUUUGUUGGCGGAUUUGGUAAUAUGACGCCAGAGGAGCACUUAGCGCGAACCAAUAGUUGCUUGUUUAGAGCUGUUUUGGAAGAUGUGGCCCAAUCAGAGAAUUACCAGGUGAGGCGUCUAAAAAGAAAAUCCGGUAAAUUAAAGCAAGCAGAUGGUCACACCGAACCCUUCGAAACUUACUUAGCCACCCUAAAACACACCCACGCUCUAAUAGGAGGCGAAAUAACUGAUCAUCAAUUCUUGGACAAAAUGCGUGAAAAAUGGACCCAACAUAAAAGGGACGCUCACCUAGUCGAGGCAUUAGCAGCGUUUCAGGCUGCCAUGCAGAGUAUAUGCGAAAAUGUGGUACUUUUAGAUCGAGUUAUGUUUUUAAAGGAGAGAGGGAUAGAAUGUUUUGUUGUUAAAGUUACGGAUCAAGGGAUAUCGCCCAGGUGUCACGCCCUAGUAGCCGUGAAGCCAUAAAAGCCGUUUUAUUGGAGACGAGUGGAAAGUGAUCAGUUGUGUUUUUAACAUGUCUCUUGUCAAUUCGGCAUGUUCUCUUUGCCGGAUGUCUUCCAAGAUUAGCAGGGUGUGAGGAUUAUGCAAAUCGGGAAUAUCUAAUUUAUGCGAAGGAUUAUCAUAAAUUAUUGUGUAAUCAUCAUUUUUGCACCCCUGAAUAAAUUCAUUACAUUACGGAGGAAGGUAUGUUAUCGUUCUCUCACUUCGUGUUGGAAUAAAGCGUUCAUAUAUUUGAAA